This is a messenger RNA of Aspergillus aculeatus ATCC 16872, 720 nucleotides long. RefSeq lists its product as uncharacterized. Bases 1 to 720 code for a protein of 239 amino acids. The transcript is spliced from 2 exons. The record is from RefSeq and is a predicted model, not a curated record. NCBI's taxonomy places the organism in Eukaryota, Fungi, Ascomycota, Eurotiomycetes, Eurotiales, Aspergillaceae.
AUGGCCUCCGAAAUCUCCUUCGCCAAAGCCUUCCUCUCCGCUUUGGACAGCCGACCCAUCAAGCUCCGAGCCGACUAUGUCCACGACGACCCCAACGCCCGCAUACCGCACCUCCUCCCCCGCCUCCAACCCCCACGCCCGACCACAAUGCCCAAGAAGAAAACCCCCGCCGCGGCCGCUCCGGGCUCCUCGAAAUCCAUCACCGUGGUCCUCAAAUCCGCCCGCAACCCGGCGCUGGAACUCAGCCUGCCCAACGUGCCCCUCGCCACGACGACCGCCACCGACCUGAAGGAUGCGGUGCGGGCGCGGAUCGUCGAUGCCACAUCCCAGAAACCCGCGCUCGAGAAGAUCAAGAUCCUCUACCGCAAGAAGCCCGUCACGGGUAAUAAGACGCUAGCGGAGAUGUUGAGUGAGGAGCCGGCGCUGUUGGUGGGUGGGAAGGAGGUGGAGGUUGCGGUUAUGGUGUUGGGGGGUGGGAGGGUUGUUGCUGAUGCUGACGCGGAGGGGGAGCAGGAGGGGGAGGGGAAGGUGGAGGAUGCUGCGGCAGCAGUGGAGUCGGUGAGCAAGCCGGCGGUUGGGCCGAGUGGGGAGGAGGUGGUGAAGACGGAGGCGUUUUGGGAGGAUUUGCAGGGGUUCUUGGAGCAGAGGAUUAAGGAUGCGGAGGAGGCGAGAAGGCUGAGGGGGUUGUUUCGAGAGGCGUGGGAGGGCGGGCGGAAGUGA